GUGUGUGAUAUUGAACGAUGCGACCUAUCCGUGCGCGCCCUCACAUAUACAAGAUACUGAGGUGAUCGUAUUUCACUACAUUUUCUUCUGGCAUACCCGAAAGGUAUAGAAAAGAAGGUUAUAGAGACCGGUGACGCGGCUCGGAUCACAUACAUAGCGGAGAGAAGCGACAACGUUUCGCUUUUACUUUGUCCUCGAUGAUGGCAGCUCAGGAUUUCAAUUUUUUACUUGCGACGGACUCUUAUAAGAUUACCCACUACAAGCAAUACCCACCCAAUGUCAGUAAGGUGUACUCCUAUUUCGAGUGUCGGCGCAAAAAGGGGGCACAGUUUAACGAGGUGGUGUUUUUUGGCCUCCAGUAUCUCCUGAAGAAAUACCUAGCAGGUGCAGUUGUCACGGAGGAAAAGAUUCAGGAGGCGAAAGUCUUUUAUCAGAUGCAUUUUAAACAGACAGUGUUCGAUGAAGAGGGAUGGAGGAAAGUUUUAGAGAAAUAUGAUGGCCGUCUUCCAAUCCGUAUCAAAGCAGUUCCCGAGGGAAAGAUCAUUCCCAGAGGGAACGUUCUUUUCACUGUGGAGAACACCGAUCCAGAUUUCUUCUGGCUCACCAAUUAUAUUGAGACGAUGCUGGUCCAAAUGUGGUACCCCAUCACCGUGGCAACAAUCUCCAGGGAGUUCAAAAAGAUUCUGGCCAAGCACCUGAAGGCCACGUCAGGGAGCCUGGAGGGACUAGACGCCAAACUGCACGAUUUUGGCUACAGAGGGGUGUCCUCACAAGAGUCGGCAGCACUUGGUGGAGCUGCUCAUCUGGUGAAUUUCUGCAGCACAGAUACAGUGGCAGGUCUGCUGAUGGCACAGCGAUACUACGGAUGUCCUAUGGCUGGAUUCUCCAUUCCUGCUGCAGAACACAGCACUAUCAUCUCCUGGGGCAAGAGCCGAGAGAAAGAUGCGUUUGAGUGUCUGCUGGACCAGUUUCCCUCUGGGCCUGUAGCUGUGGUUAGCGACAGUUAUGACAUUUUUAAGGCUUGUAAGCACAUCUGGGGGGACAAGCUGAAGGAGAGAGUGAUGGAGAGGAGUGAGGAUUCUGCCCUUAUUAUUCGUCCAGACUCUGGGGACCCCGCUCAGAUGCUCUUAGAGGUGAUAAAGAUUUUGGAGGAGUGUUUUGGAUGUUCUCUGAACUCAGUUGGUUACAAGGUGCUCCCAUCAUACCUGCGCAUUAUCCAGGGGGAUGGAAUUGAUCUGAACUCGAUUAAUGAGAUUCUGGAGAAACUGAGCGAUGAAGGUUGGAGUGCAGAAAAUAUGUUUUUCGGUUGCGGAAGUGCACUCCUGCAGAAAAUCAACAGAGACACGCUUAACUGUGCAUUUAAGUGCAGCUAUGUGGAGACCAAUGGCAAAGGCAUGGAUGUCUAUAAGCAGCCAGUGACGGACCCAUCUAAAGGAUCCAAGCGUGGUCGUCUCUCUCUGAGGAGAAACUCAGAUGGCUUCAUUGAGACGGUGGAAAGAGGAGCAGGCAAACCAGAGGAGGACAUGUUGGUGACUGUGUUUGAAAACGGGACCAUCCUGCAGGAGUACACUCUGGAUGAGAUCCGUAAAGCUGCUCAGCUUUGGGAAGAAGACGUGAACCCUUCCCAGCACAACGAAGAGGACAGUAAUACUCUGGAGAUCCACCAGAAACGCAUAAUGAACGGCGUGCAUUAAUAUACACACUGUUCUCAUCACUGCCCCCUACAGACCAACCACAGUCCUGUUCCACAACACUUAGAUGUUCAUCAAUAUAGCAGAACACAGUGUUGCCAAUACAUUAUACAAAUACAUAUCACAUCUGACCUUUCGACUUUUGAGGCAAUCCUUAAAUUUUGGAUUUGGUUGCCACAGUUUUUUUUUUAUUAGUUCCUCCUUCAUUUUACCACACUUUGAGAUGCCAAAUAUCUUUGUUGGUGCCUCAGCAGGGUUUGCAUUCGAUUGAUUGUAAUGUUGUUAAAGCAUCACCUGGCAGUACAUUGAUAAAUGAAGGAAACUUCAUUUGAGGUGAUCUAAUGAUCGUAUCUGGGAUUCUGAACCAGCAGUUCUGCACAUGAUCCUGGUUUUCGUACAAUGAAACUCAGAAAAUGCAAAAAUUAGAUUUAGAAAUCACUAGCUAUUUCACUUUUGGAGGAUUCUCGAUGUUCUUUAAACAUUUUUUUUUUAAAAGAUACCCUUAUUGCCAAGAUAGCAAUUAUGCAUUUUUUUUUUACUACAAAAGAAAUCCGUUUUAAGCUAUUCCCAUGUUGUGUUCAACAGAGAUGCAGACUUGAAGAUUAUCCACCCUCUUUGUCUUCUCGCUGUUACAUAGCUCACUUAAAUUUGCUUCCUCAACUUUCAGAAUAAUACUUUCGUUGGUAAAGCUGGACAGAUGUCUUCACUGGAGAUAAAUGGUUUUCUUAGAACAGCAAAUUGAUCCUGAUGUUAUAAACGCUCUUAAUGGAGUAAAUGCUGCAUAGAAAAGAA
Sinocyclocheilus rhinocerous is the source of this 2483-nucleotide messenger RNA. RefSeq names its product nicotinamide phosphoribosyltransferase-like. Gene Ontology annotation, molecular function: nicotinamide phosphoribosyltransferase activity. Bases 198 to 1694 code for a protein of 498 amino acids. Gene Ontology annotation, biological process: NAD+ biosynthetic process. The record is from RefSeq and is a predicted model, not a curated record. Lineage: Eukaryota; Metazoa; Chordata; Actinopteri; Cypriniformes; Cyprinidae. The transcript is spliced from 11 exons.